Molecule: messenger RNA, 1932 nt
Organism: Yarrowia lipolytica CLIB122
Lineage: Eukaryota; Fungi; Ascomycota; Dipodascomycetes; Dipodascales
Biological process (GO): SRP-dependent cotranslational protein targeting to membrane, translocation
Cellular component (GO): plasma membrane; nucleus; cytosol
Molecular function (GO): ATP binding; ATP-dependent protein folding chaperone
Source: RefSeq, a predicted model, not a curated record
AUGUCUAAAGCAGUAGGAAUCGAUCUUGGAACCACAUACUCCUGUGUGGCUCAUUUCGCCAAUGACAGAGUCGAAAUCAUCGCCAAUGACCAGGGAAACAGAACCACUCCCUCGUUUGUGGCCUUUACCGACACUGAACGACUCAUUGGUGAUGCUGCCAAGAACCAGGCUGCCAUGAACCCUGCAAACACAGUAUUUGACGCCAAGCGACUGAUUGGCCGAAAAUUCGACGACCCUGAGGUCCAGAACGACGCCAAGCACUUCCCCUUCAAGAUUAUCGAUAAGGCUGGAAAGCCAAACAUCGAGGUCGAAUUCAAGGGCGAAACCAAGGUCUUCACCCCCGAAGAGAUCUCUUCCAUGAUCCUCACCAAGAUGAAGGAAACUGCUGAGGGAUACCUUGGAACAAAGGUGAACGACGCUGUCAUUACCGUUCCCGCAUACUUCAAUGAUUCUCAGCGACAGGCCACCAAGGACGCAGGUCUUAUUGCUGGUCUGAAUGUUCAGAGAAUUAUCAACGAGCCUACCGCUGCCGCCAUUGCCUACGGUCUCGAUAAGAAGGAGACUGGCGAGCGAAACGUGCUCAUUUUCGAUCUUGGAGGAGGAACUUUUGAUGUUUCUCUUCUGUCUAUCGAAGACGGCAUCUUUGAGGUCAAGGCCACCGCUGGAGAUACCCAUCUCGGUGGUGAGGACUUUGACAACCGACUCGUGAACCACUUUGUUCAGGAGUUCAAGCGAAAGCACAAGAAGGACAUCUCCACCAACCAGCGAGCUCUCCGACGACUGCGAACCGCUUGCGAGCGAGCUAAGCGAACCCUUUCGUCUUCCGCUCAAACAUCCAUUGAGAUCGACUCUCUCUACGAGGGUAUUGAUUUCUACACCUCCAUCACCCGAGCCCGAUUCGAGGAACUCUGUCAGGAUCUCUUCCGAGGCACUCUCGAGCCAGUUGAGAAGGUCCUGAAGGACGCUAAGAUGGACAAGGCCUCGGUCAACGAGAUUGUCCUUGUUGGUGGCUCCACUCGAAUCCCCAAGGUGCAGAAGCUCGUUUCUGACUUCUUCAACGGAAAGGAGCUGAAUCGAUCUAUCAACCCUGAUGAGGCUGUUGCCUACGGUGCUGCCGUCCAGGCUGCCAUCCUUUCUGGUGACACUUCCUCUUCCACUCAGGAUAUUCUGCUCCUCGAUGUUGCUCCGCUGUCUCUGGGAAUCGAGACUGCUGGCGGUGUUAUGACCAAGCUCAUCCCCCGAAACUCUACUAUCCCCACCAAGAAGUCCGAGACCUUCUCCACCUACGCUGACAACCAGCCUGGCGUUCUGAUUCAGGUCUUUGAGGGUGAGCGAGCUCAGACCAAGGACAACAACAUCCUUGGUAAGUUUGAGCUGUCCGGUAUUCCUCCCGCUCCUCGAGGUGUUCCUCAGAUCGAAGUCACCUUCGAUGUUGACGCCAACGGUAUUCUCAACGUCUCCGCUGUUGAGAAGGGUACUGGUAAGACUCAGCAAAUCACUAUCACCAACGACAAGGGCCGACUUUCCAAGGAGGAAAUUGAGCGAAUGGUGAACGACGCUGAGAAGUACAAGGACGAGGAUGAGAAGGAGGCUGCUCGAAUUGCCGCCAAGAACGGCCUCGAGUCUUACACCUACUCUCUCAAGAACACUUUCUCCGAGGAGAAGUUCAAGGAGAAGGUUGACGAGGCUGAGCGUGAGAAGCUUGAGAAGGCCAUCAACGAGACCAUUGAGUUCCUUGAUGCCACUCAAUCCGGUGCUACUGAGGAGUACUCCGAUAAGCAGAAGGAGCUCGAGGGCAUUGCCAACCCCAUUCUGAUGAAGUUCUACGGAGCUGAGGGUGGUGCUCCCGGUGGAAUGCCCGGAGGAGGUAUGCCUGGUUCUGGAGCCGCUCCUGGUGGCGGCGAGGGUCCCACUGUUGAGGAGGUUGACUAA